GGUCGUGGCUCCUCAACUUCCUCUGAAAACAACACCACAUGUGUGAAGGGAAUGAAUGGGUAGCUGUCGGCGCUGUCCACAUGCAAAUUCAACGGCAUUAAGAGCACUAUUUAUCGUUUACUCAUCAACGUUUGUGUUCUUUUAAAACUCCAAAGUACGCCACUUCUGGAGAAGAUUGACGGUGCUCAACAUGAGUUUUGUGGAGUACUCAGACUUCAUUCAGGAUGGAGACGUCGCCACCGUCUACAUGGGCCAUGAAUCCAUGAUUGCAGUCAAGGUGCAGCAGGGCGCCCAAACGCAGACGCGCUACGGUGUCCUUCGCCACUCCACAGACCUGAUCGGUCAGCGCUAUGGGUCGAAGGUCACCUGCAGCAAAGGCCGAUGGGUGUACGUGCUUCACCCCACACCUGAGCUGUGGACGGUCACCCUGCCGCACCGCACGCAGAUCCUCUACACUACCGACAUCGCCACCAUCACCAUGAUGCUGGAGCUGAAGCCCGGGUCCUUCGUCUGCGAAUCAGGCACGGGUAGCGGCUCCCUCGCCCACGCCAUCCUGCGCACCAUCGCCCCCACAGGUCACCUGCACACGGUGGAGUUCCACCAGCAGCGGGCGGAGAAGGUGGCGGAGGAGUUCAAGGAGCACCGCGUGGAUCACCUGGUCACCGUCAGGAACCAGGACGUGUGCAAGGACGGCUUCGGAGUGACCGGGGUGGCGGACGCCGUCUUCCUGGACAUCCCCAGCCCCUGGGAGGCAGUGAGACACGCCAAGGCUGCUAUGAAGAAACAAGGAGGUCGGGUGUGUUCCUUCUCUCCGUGCAUCGAGCAGGUUCAGAAGACGUGCGAGGCGUUGUCGGAUCAGGGUUUUGAGGAGCUCAGCACCAUUGAGGUCCUGCUGAGAGUCCACGACGUGCGAACAGUCUACCUGUCGCUGCCAGACUUCGGCCCCGACUCCCCCGCUCAGGCUCAGCCCGACGCUGCGGUGAAGACUCCUCCGAGCCACGCCCCCAUCGCCUUGAAGACCACCACCCUGCCCAGAGACAUACCCGGUCACACAGGGUACCUCACCUUCGCUACCAAACCAAGAACCUAAAGUGAUUUCUCUUUAUUUUCACCUCCAGUAAACAGGACGUGGGUUAUAAUCCGGGCGCUUUGCCUCGCUCCAGUGCAUUUUCCAUGCACAUUAAUAAGACUGAUAAUCCAGCCGGGGCGCCAGGCUCCUCCAGGUCCCGGCUGGCGCUGCAGCACCAAGAGGAUUUACAGUUUUGUGUUACAUAAUUUUAUCCUCCUGUCACUUGGCACCGGUUUGUUGCUUGCAUCAAGCAAGAGUGAAAAUCAAGUCGAUUUCAUUUGAGAAGAAUGAACUUUGUCUGUUUUUAUAUAAAAAAUAAUCAUCACUUUUAAUUAAUUCUUUAAUUUGUUGGGGGAAGAAUCCUUUUUAUUUUAUUUUUUGCACUUUUGUAUUCAAGUAAAUACAAUAAAUGUGUGAAAAGAU
Molecule: messenger RNA, 1492 nt
Organism: Cottoperca gobio
Lineage: Eukaryota; Metazoa; Chordata; Actinopteri; Perciformes; Bovichtidae
Gene: trmt61a
Product: tRNA methyltransferase 61A
Exons: 4
Coding region: 191-1090 (299 amino acids)
Biological process (GO): tRNA methylation
Cellular component (GO): tRNA (m1A) methyltransferase complex; nucleus
Molecular function (GO): tRNA (adenine(58)-N1)-methyltransferase activity
Source: RefSeq, a predicted model, not a curated record